Bombina bombina (fire-bellied toad) is the source of this 4880-nucleotide messenger RNA. It is a transcript of the gene HIP1, whose product is annotated as huntingtin interacting protein 1. The record is from RefSeq and is a predicted model, not a curated record. Gene Ontology annotation, biological process: clathrin coat assembly; actin filament organization; endocytosis. Gene Ontology annotation, cellular component: clathrin-coated vesicle; actin cortical patch; presynapse. Lineage: Eukaryota; Metazoa; Chordata; Amphibia; Anura; Bombinatoridae. Gene Ontology annotation, molecular function: phosphatidylinositol-3,4-bisphosphate binding; actin filament binding; clathrin-cargo adaptor activity.
CUGGCUCUAUCUCGCUCACACUUAGCAGCAGGAAGAGACUUGACCGCCCAAUGCCAGGCUGUCUGACCAGACCGUUUGGGGAUGAGCCUAGGACACUGUGCACUGCCUGCCAUCCCUGUGUCUGUGCCGGUUGUAUGCUGUGCUCCCUCGCUGAGCGUUGAUCUACGAGUUUUAGCCCUGAGCACUCUCCCAGCUGUGUGGUGUGACUGCUGCCUGUAGACUCUCAGCACCAUCUGCCCAUCGUUUGAUGCUGAGUGUGAUCCCUGCUGCAUCAGACCUUGUGCGGCUGCCCCUGCAUCAGUUUGUGCCAUAGUUUAGCACAUCCCAGCCUGUUCUUACUGCUCCUGUUUCUCUCUACUCUUUAGUCGGUGUUUUUGCUGAUUCUUAUCUCUCUUGUUUGGACCAAUUCUCAACAGUUCCUGAUCAUUUGAGUGCCUUAUUAUCUGCUCGUUUCUCACAAAUGUAACUUCUUCCCCCUCUUUUCAUAGCCUUGUUUUCCAGCCUGUGUCAGCUUGUUGUUUAUUCCCUGUCUCUUACUUUUUGGCCAAAGCUUUGCUUCCCUGUCUCCUAGUCUGUCUGGUUGCAUUUAGUCUUGAACAUCUUAAUAAGAUUUCUCAGUAUUUUAUAAUAAUGUGCACCUUGUGUCCCUGGCUAUACGUUUUGGUGUCUAUGUGAUAAUCUCUGUCCCUUCUCCAGUCCCAUAGUCUGGGUGCUUGUCUCUACACCACCUUCCCUUUGUUUCCCUGCAUGUGUGUACAUGAUGAUCAUGUUGUUACAAGCCCCCUUUUAACUUCUGACUAAAAUUUGGGCACUGGGGUGGAGUCUGUGUACAGCAUCAGGGGGUCUUAUUCAGGCCUUCAAGGGAUUUCUUCUGAAAACAUGGACGCUGGAAAAAUGACUGUGAGUAUAAACAAAGCCAUCAACACUCAAGAAGCAGCGGUGAAGGAAAAGCAUGCAAGAACCUGUAUCCUGGGAACUCACCAUGAGAAGGGGGCGCAGACUUUCUGGGCAGCGGUGAAUCGCCUUCCGUUGUCUAGUAAUGCAGUAUUGUGUUGGAAAUUUUGCCAUGUGUUUCACAAGCUACUUAGAGAUGGACACCCCAAUGUUCUGAAGGACUCUCUGCGUUAUAAAAAUGAGCUAAUUGACAUGUGCAGGAUGUGGGGCCACCUUAGCGAAGGCUACGGACAACUUUGCAGCAUUUACCUCAAGCUGCUAAAUACAAAAAUGGAGUUUCACACAAAGAAUCCACGUUUCCCUGGUAACCUGCAGAUGACGGACAGACAACUAGAUGAGGCUGGAGAGAAUGAUGUUAAUAAUUUUUUCCAGUUAACUGUUGAAAUAUUUGAUUACAUGGAAUGGGAGCUCAAUCUGUUUCACACAGUGUUUAAAUCUUUGGAUAUGUCCCGUUCUGUGUCUGUCACGGCUGCUGGUCAGUGCCGCCUAUCUCCACUUAUACAAGUCAUACUUGAUUGCAGCCAUUUGUAUGACUACACAGUGAAGCUGCUGUUUAAACUACAUUCAUGUCUCCCUACAGACACACUGCAAGGACGCGAUCGCUUUAUAGAGCAGUUCCAGAAGCUGAAGGAUUUGUUUUAUCGCUCAAGUAACUUGCAAUACUUCAAACGUCUCUUACAGAUUCCUCAGCUACCUGAGAACCCCCCUAACUUCUUGCGUGCCUCGGCCUUGUCUGAGCAUAUUAGUCCAGUGGUGCUACUACCAACAGGAAACUCUCCUCCUGACAGUGAGACACUAGUAGAGACUGAUGACCUUGUGGGAAUGGAUUCAUCAUCCCAUCAGAGUCUAACAGAAAAUAAGUUUGAUGAUUUAUUUGGCAGCACAUUCAGCAAUGACCCUUUUAACUUCAGCAAACAGAACGGAAUGAGCAGAGAUGACAAAGAUCGACUAAUUGAACAGCUGUAUAAAGAAAUUGCUGUGCUAAAGGAUGAGCUGGGAAACUUCAAAGCAGAGAACCAGCGAUUGGUUACUAACCUGAGGGGGCGGAUCCAGGAGCUGGAGGCAGAAUUAGCUGAGCAGAAGCAUCUGAGGGAGCAGGCAGUGGAUGACAAUGAGUUUCUGCGCACAGAGCUGGAGGAUUUGAAGAGGAGAAGACAAGAUACUGAGAAAGCCCAGAGGAGUUUAACUGAGAUUGAAAGAAAAUCAAUAGCGAAUGAGCAGCGCUACACAAAACUGAAAGAGAAGCAUGCAGAGCUUGUGCAAAACCACGCUGAUCUCUUAAGGAAGAAUGCAGACGUUACAAAACAGGUCACCUUGGCAAGGGAAGCUCUUGCAGAUAUGGAAAGAUCAAAAAAAGAAUUAGAAGAUUCAUACCAGCGGGUCAAUGAGCACACACAGAGGAAGGCAGAAGAACAGAUGCAACAGAUGGAUAACUUACAAGGAGCUCUUGAAUCCAGCAAACAGGAAGUUGAGCUUCUGAAGAGCAGUAUAGAGACUUCUAAGCAGGUGAGCCAUACUCAGGUUAAGGAAUUGCAGGAUACAGUGCUAGUAGAUGUGCUGAAGGAGGCUGAAAAGAUUAUACAAGAAUCACUCAGCCAACUGGAUGAACCGCUCUAUACUAGCGGCAGUUUCUCUACAGACUUUUUGAUAUCUAGAACACGGGCUGCAGAGGAAAGUACAAAGAAAAUAGAGGAAGCCUGGAAGCGACAUCUAUCUACAGCGUCAGAUAUGAGGUUUUUACUGCCACCUCUUAUUCAAUUUGCACAUCGAAUAAGUGAUGUUAUCCUACAGGGAGUCCAGACAAGGACAUCUGAUACUCUGAGCGACAGCUGUAGAAUAUGCGGCACAGAAGCGCUUAGUUAUCUCUCCAGCAUACGGAGCCAAGGAGAAGCAGAUUGCAGCAAAGUUACUGCGAUUCUCAAUCACAUUGCCGAAAUUGCACAGGAGUUACGCCCUCCCUCCCUGGACAUUCGAGAAGAGGAACUAGGGGAUUUGGUGGAGAAAGAAAUGUCAGCUACUGCAGCUGCAGUAGAAACAGCGGUAACCAGGAUUGAGGAAAUGCUCAAUAAGUCAAGAACUGAUGACACUGGGAUAAAGCUACAAGUGAAUGAGAGAAUCCUCGGAUCAUGCACAGACCUCAUGCAGAGCAUAAAGGCUUUAAUUCUGGCCUCUAAAGAUCUACAGGCGGAGAUUGUGGAGAGUGGAAGUGGUGCAGCAUCACCCAAGGAAUUUUAUGCCAGGAACUCACGUUGGACAGAAGGACUACUAUCUGCUUCAAAGGCAGUGGGUUGGGGAGCCACAGUUAUGGUGGACGCCGCAGACCUUGUGGUCAAGGAACAAGGGAAGUUUGAAGAGCUCAUAGUAUGUUCCCAUGAAAUUGCAGCUAGCACAGCUCAACUGGUGGCAGCUUCAAAGGUAAAAGCUGAAAAAGGCAGUUCAAAUCUAGCAAGACUACAACAGGCCUCUAAAGUUGUGAAUCAAAAUGCAGCUGGAGUAGUAGCAUCUACAAAGUCCAUCAAGUCUCAGAUUGAGGAAAAAGACACAAUGGAUUUCUCUAGCAUGACUCUAACACAGAUAAAACGGCAGGAGAUGGAUUCUCAGGUGCGUGUUUUGGAAUUAGAAAACCAGUUGCAAAAGGAGAGAGAGAAGCUUGGAGAUCUAAGGAAAAAACAUUAUGACUUGGCCGGUGUCUCUGAGGGCUGGGGAGAUGCCAAUGAAUAAGCUUAAUCACAGCUUUCCUUACUAUACUGAAUGCACACAUAACGGCAGAACUCAGACUUGGAAAGCACAUGUCUAUGACAUUCAACAGAACCUUCUCUAACACAGCCAGGGCAGGCUGGCACCAAGUGAUCCCAACAGACCACAGAGACGGAGAGAGAUAACUUUACUGGCACACCCAGUGGACAUGAGCAGGAAGCCAAUGUCACAGCUAAACGUAAUACUGUCUGUCAUGCUUGUCGUCUCUCACCUUCAAUGCACUUGGAAGAGGAAAAACAAUUCUUUCUUGACAUAUAGUUUAGUUUAGUGUUUAACACCACAAAGAAGAGGACAAAGCAGCGAGAUGAUAAGGAAUGGAAUAAUACAGCCUCAGCAUCUGAGUAUAAAUGACUUUUCUUUACUUGGCGCCUUAAGAUCACAACAUAAUUAACAGUAUUUAAGAUAUAUGAGAAAAUACGUGAGGAGACUGCACAAAUCAACCUCUAUGGGGGGUUCAAUAGCAAUAUUAAUAUAACAAAAUGCAUUUGUAUUAAAUGAACUUACAGAGGCACAAUAAUUUGCCUAAUAGGUUAUUGGUGAAUGAGGCUCAAACACCAGGGGCAUCUGUUUGUAUUAAAGACAUAUAAAGAGAUUUGGAGGAUUUAUGUGUAAAUAUAGGACACUGUUUUGCUGUGGUUUCUCCCAUUUCAAACUACCUUCUACCCAUACCAUUAUGAUGGUGCUGCACAUAAAAACAUAGAUGCGGAAAUUAACUGAGUGGCUCAGGGUUUGUAACACAACCAAGUAAUUCUGACAUUAUACUGUAUGAGCAGCAAUGUUUCUUCUAUGGCUUCCAGAAGGUGUGGUCAACAAUCUCCAUAUAAAGUGUCAUUAUGAAAUAAUACUUAUAAGUAUGGCUAUUGUUCUAUAAGUAGAAGAACAAUAUAGAAACCUUAUAGCUGGAAAAGAUGCUAAGAUUUUCAGUAUAAUUCCUUAGCAAAUCCACUUUAAAAAUCCUGAUGGUUGUAUAGAGUCCUACCCAGUUAUCAAUGAAAGCAGAUAUCACCAUGUGUUAGUUAGGCAAAGAAAUCUGAGCACACUGUGAACUUGGCAACAGUCACAUCAUGUGGGCAAUAAAACCCAGGGGGAGAUGGUACCACGGGUAUGCGUGGCACAGCUAGAUGUCACUAUUGUAUUCACAUCAAUAAACCCAUAUUUCCAUUUUCUUA